UCGCCCAAAACCCUACUUCUGGACUACUCUUCUCUCAAAAUUCUCCUGAAAAUUUAGGCUCAGAAAAGCAGAGAAAGUAUACCCUUGGUACUGGUCUAGGAGAAAACCACGAAGCGAGAGAGCAAUGAAGAUUCAGGCGAAGCUGACCUGCUGCAGCAGGCUGAUGCUACUGUGCCUUUUUCUGGAGCUGCUAUUGGAAGCCGAGGCCGAGAAUAUCCGCUACUCAGUGCCAGAAGAGACGGACAAAGGUUCUUUCGUGGGCAACAUCGCCAAGGACCUAGGGCUACAACCCCAGGAGCUGGCAGAUCGCGGAGUCCGCAUUGUCUCUAGAGGUAAGAUGCAGCUUUUUGCUCUGAACCCGAAAACUGGUAGCUUGGUCACUGCAGGCAGGAUAGACCGGGAGGAGCUCUGCGCUCAGAGCACACCAUGUCUUGUGAGUUUUAACAUCCUUGUUGAGGAUAAAAUGAAGCUAUUUCCUGUCGAAGUGGAAAUAAUUGAUAUUAAUGACAACACUCCCCAAUUUCAGUUAGAGGAACUGGAAUUUAAAAUGAGUGAAAUAACCACUCCAGGCACCAGAAUCCCUCUGCCUUUUGGGCAAGACCUCGAUGUGGGUAUAAACUCACUCCAGAGCUACCAACUCAGCUCCAACCCCCAUUUCUCCCUGGAUGUGCAACAGGGAGCUGAUGGGCCCCAACACCCAGAGAUGGUGCUGCAGAGUCCCCUAGACAGAGAAGAAGAGGCUGUCCACCACCUCCUUCUCACAGCCUCUGAUGGAGGUGACCCAGUCCGUUCAGGGAUCCUCCUAAUUUGUGUUCAGGUGGUGGAUGUGAAUGACAACCCUCCAGCGUUUACUCAGGCACAAUACCGCGUGAGUGUCCCAGAAAAUGUGCCACUGGGCACUCGGCUGCUUGUGGUAAAUGCCACUGACCCAGAUGAGGGAGCCAAUGGGGAAGUAACAUACUCCUUUCACAAUAUAGACCACAGAUUGGCCCAAAUAUUUCAUUUAGAUUCUUAUACAGGAGAAAUAUCAAAUAAAGCAUCACUGGAUUUUGAAGAAUACAAAGUUUAUUCAAUGGAAGUUCAAGCUCAGGAUGGUGCUGGGCUCAUGGCCAGAGCUAAGGUACUGGUCAAAGUUUUGGACAUAAAUGAUAAUGCCCCCGAAGUGACCAUCACCUCUGUCACAACUGCAGUUCCAGAAAACUUUCCUCCUGGGUCCAUAAUUGCUGUUAUCAGCGCAGACGAAGACUCUGGGGACAAUGGCCAUACUACAUGUUUCAUUCCCAGAAAUCUACCCUUUAAAUUGGAAAAGUUAAUUGAUAAUUAUUACCGUUUAGUGACUGAAAGAACAUUGGACCGAGAACUUACCUCUGCGUACAACAUCACUGUAACAGCAACAGAUCGGGGAACUCCAACCCUGUCUACCAAAACUCACAUUUCCCUGCUAGUGACAGAUAUAAAUGACAACCCCCCGACCUUCCAUCAGGACUCCUAUUCUGCCUACAUUCCUGAAAAUAACCCCAGAGGUGCCUCCAUCUUCUCUGUGAGGGCCCACGACCGGGACAGCAAUGAGAAUGCACAAGUCACUUACUCCCUGGCAGAGGACACCAUUCAGGGGGCGCCCCUGUCCUCCUACCUCUCUAUCAACUCUGACACUGGGGUCCUGUACGCACUACGAUCCUUCGACUAUGAGCAGUUCCGGGACUUGCAAUUCAGAGUCACGGCACGUGACAACGGGAAUCCUCCACUCAGCAGCAACGUGUCGCUGAGCCUAUUCGUGCUGGACCAGAACGACAACGCUCCGGAGAUACUGUACCCUGCCCUCCCCACUGACGGUUCCACUGGUGUGGAGCUGGCGCCCCGCUCCGCAGAACCCGGCUACCUGGUGACCAAGGUAGUGGCGGUGGACAGAGACUCAGGCCAGAAUGCCUGGCUGUCCUACCGCCUGCUCAAAGCCAGCGAGCCAGGGCUCUUCUCAGUGGGGCUGCACACAGGCGAGGUGCGCACAGCGCGGGCCCUGCUGGACAGAGAUGCACUCAAGCAGAGCCUCGUGGUGGCUGUCCAGGACCACGGCCAGCCCCCUCUCUCAGCCACCGUCACACUCACCGUGGCCGUCGCUGACAGUAUCCCUGAAGUCCUGGCCGACCUGGGCAGCAUCAAGACUGCUGCUGAUCCCUACAAUUCAGGCCUCACGCUGUACCUGGUGGUGGCAGUGGCCGCGGUCUCCUGUGUCUUCCUCGCUUUCAUUAUCGUGCUCCUGGCGCUCAGGCUGUGGCGCUGGCACAAGUCACGCCUGCUUCAGGCUGCGGGAGGUGGAUUGGCAGGUGUGCCUGCCUCACAUUUCAUGGGCGUGGACGGGGUGCGGGCUUUCCUGCAGACCUAUUCCCACGAGGUCUCCCUCACCGCAGACUCGCGGAAGAGCCACCUGAUCUUCCCCCAGCCCAACUAUGCCGACACACUCAUCAGCCAGGAGAGCUGUGAGAAAAAGGAUAUUCUAUCAGCACCCCAGUCUUUACUUGAAGACAAACAGGAAACAUUUUCUCAGGUAAACUUUUGUAGAGAAUUUAUAAGCUAUCUAGAUAAAAAUAAUUUAUGA
Messenger RNA from Lemur catta (Ring-tailed lemur), 2593 nucleotides. Its product is annotated as protocadherin gamma-A1-like. Gene Ontology annotation, molecular function: calcium ion binding. Lineage: Eukaryota; Metazoa; Chordata; Mammalia; Primates; Lemuridae. Gene Ontology annotation, biological process: homophilic cell-cell adhesion. Gene Ontology annotation, cellular component: plasma membrane. The record is from RefSeq and is a predicted model, not a curated record.